Molecule: messenger RNA, 2014 nt
Organism: Cydia strobilella
Lineage: Eukaryota; Metazoa; Arthropoda; Insecta; Lepidoptera; Tortricidae
Product: EEF1A lysine methyltransferase 1-like
Exons: 5
Coding region: 162-803 (213 amino acids)
Biological process (GO): methylation
Molecular function (GO): nucleic acid binding; protein-lysine N-methyltransferase activity
Source: RefSeq, a predicted model, not a curated record
AAAAGCGUCUCAAUGGUCUAAAUAAUGAAAGCGAAACCUAUGUGGAUUUGCAUAUUUUUCGUCAAAAUAAAAGCGUAAACAUUUGAGUUUUUUGGAUACCCACCUAAAGAAGAUAAUCUGGCAACUUAUUAAUCACAUUUUAGCACUAGAACUGAGAAAAGAUGGAUGAUGAUGAUGUGCCAGCGCUGUCUGCGGAGACAUUUGCAGCCCUCCAGGAGUUUUAUGCAGAGCAGCAGAAGAGACAGGAAAUACUUGACAAGUUACAGGCUGAGGAUAAGCUGAAGGAAAAUAUACUUUUUGAUGAGAAUUGGCAACUAAGUCAGUUCUGGUAUGACGAGGCCACAGUGCAGGCGCUAAUGAAGGUGGUGGACAAAACAAUACUUGAUGGAGGCAGGGUGGCACUGGUGUCCUGCCCCACACUCUUUGUGCCAGUGAAGCGACAACUUGGAGACCGCGCUACAGUAUCCCUUCUCGAGUACGACCGGCGGUUCGAGGUGCACGCCCCUGACUUCAUCUUCUAUGACUACAACUUCCCUGACAAGCUGCCCCCGGACCUAGACCGGUACGACCUGGUUGUAGCUGAUCCUCCAUUCUUGUCUGAAGAGUGCAUCGGGAAGACCUCGCAGACCAUAAAACUGUUGGCCAAGGAUAAGAUCGUGGUGUGCACAGGGGCGGUGAUGAAGGAGAAUGUGGAGAAAUUGUUGGAUUUGCGAAUGUGUGAGUUCCAGCCGCGCCAUAGGAACAACUUAGCCAACGAGUUCGCUUGCUACGCUAAUUUUUAUCUAGAUGGCGCUUUAAGAUGAUGCUGAUUCAUUGAACGUGUCAGGGCGUAGGCAAAAUCCGUCGCACGCGUUUGCGCCAGUUACCAACGCUCAUAUUAUUUUUCGUUAACCCACUCCGUGCAACCGCGCCAACUAGCGGACGCCCUCAGAAGGGCCAGAUUGGAAAACUACGAUUUUUUUUCUCUCCCCUUUAAUCUGUCAGAAUGUAUUCAAUGUAUGUUGUUAUUAUUGAAGCCAAGUAUGAAUAUUCAGCACAAUAUAAAUAGGGUAUUUGACUACUAGUCGAACCAGUUUCUUUUUUCGAACUGAAGCUACUAUGAAAUUUAUAUGAAACACUAGCAUGUGACGUCACAAUCAAAUUACCUACUCUUUAUAGUUUUAUACGGGUUUUAAAAUAGAUAUUGUGUCUAAAAAUUACUGCUGUAUACGUUUCUCUGUUAAUCUUCUGGUGCUUUAUUUCAUGCAUGGUGUAAAAUAAUUUAUUAUUUUAAAAUAAUUUAGCAGCAGAGGUAACUAAGCUGGACAGGUGUCCAAAAUGAUAUGCAACUUAUUUUCUUAACAACAAUGUUAUUUUCAUAUAAUUUUGACAAUAUUUCACACUUAGCUACUUCUGCCGCUAACUGUACCUAUGUAUAAGUUACAGUUGGUCACAGCAAUUUACAAAUAUGCAUUAAAUGCAUAGCAUAUCAUUAAGUCUUACGCCAUUUUUCAUUUUUAAACUACGUUUAUUUUAUUCCAUUAGAGUUAAAAACUCAAUUUAAAUAACUGAUAUUGCAUUUAGGGAUUUUUGUUGGGCAUACGUGGCAAUUGUAGUGUUAAGUGUAAUGUUUGUUAGGGUUCUGUACCCAAAGGGUAAAAACGGGACCCUAUUACUAAUUUAGGACUCCGCUGUCCGUCUGUCUGUCACCAGGCUGUAUAUCAUGAACCGUGAUAGCUAGACAGUUGAAAUUUUCAUAGAUGAUGUAUUUCUGUUGCCGCUACAACAACAAAUACUAAAAAGUACGGAACCCUCGGUGCGCGAGUCCGACUCGCACUUGUCUGGUUUUUUACUUUAUUUCGCAUGUCUUUAAAUAUAUUUAUACUUAAUUGUAAUCAAAUAAAACGAAUUGAUAUUAAAACACAUUGCAUUUAUUGAUCUCUUAACAAUCGCACCUUGUUACAUUAUGCUGGUUAACUGUUCGUAAACUCUCGACCGUCAAACUGCCUUACCUUACAACUAGCUGACGAUUACA